CUUGUCAACCUACAAAAGCAAGGACGCUUUAAUCACAUAACAAAAUAACUUCUGCUUCUAUGUGUAUAAUCGUAUUUGUAACGUAAAUAUGAGUGAAAAAUUAAAAGAACUCCGCGAAAGAUCUCAAAAACGAAAGAAAUUACUGGCCCAAACGUUAGGUGUAUCAAGCGUAAGCGAACUUCGGCAAGCUUUAGGAGCGUCUUUAGAUGUCCUGCCUAAAAAGCAAGCUGCUACCGAAUUCAGUCCCGAUGGAAACGAGAAGCCGGUGCAAAAGGAACCCGAUAGUCUUGUUUAUACAGAUUCCUCUACGUUUUUAAAGGGCACGCAGUCAUCAAAUCCACACAAUGAUUAUUGCCAGCACUUUGUCGACACAGGACAGCGACCACAGAACUUCAUACGUGAUGUAGGCUUAGCGGAUAGGUUUGAGGAGUAUCCCAAACUUAGAGAAUUAAUAAAGUUGAAAGAUGAAUUAAUAGCAAGAACUGCAACUCCCCCUAUGUACUUAAAAUGUGACCUAAAGACCUUCGACCUAAAGUCAAUGGGUAGCAAGUUUGAUGUGGUUCUGGUGGAGCCUCCGUUGGGCGCGGGUUGGCGCUGGCGAGACGUGUUGGCGCUGGAGCUGCAUCACAUCGCACAGCCGAGGUCCUUUGUAUUCCUAUGGUGUGGAAGCUCAGAAGGUCUUGAUAUGGGCAGAGAGUGUCUAAAAAAAUGGGGAUUCCGUCGCUGCGAAGAUAUCUGCUGGAUUAAGACUAAUAUCAAGAACCCUGGCCACUCGAAGAAUCUGGAACACAAUGCUGUAUUCCAAAGGACCAAGGAGCAUUGUCUUAUGGGAAUCAAGGGAACUGUAAGGAGAUCAGUAGAUGGUGACUUCAUACAUGCUAACGUUGACAUUGAUUUGAUUAUAUCUGAGGAUCCUGAAUUUGGAAGUACUGAGAAACCAAUUGAGAUAUUCCAUAUCAUGGAGCAUUUUUGUUUGGGACGGAGAAGAGUACAUCUCUUUGGUCGCGAUUCCACAAUUCGUCCAGGCUGGGUGACCAUUGGACACGAACUCACCAACUCAAACUUCAAUGCUGAACUGUACGCUUCAUACUUUAACGAGGGUCGAGAAACGACCGGUUGCACAGAGAGAAUAGAGGCCUUGAGACCGAAAAGUCCACCGAAUACUAGUAAAGGCUCGAGGCCCAGGGGGAGAGGUGGGUUCAGAGGCAGAGGUCGGGGAAGAGGUGCGAUUUAGCGGUCUCAUACGUUCCUUAUUAAUCGCUUGCUCGUAGACUUUGAUUGUGGUAUGUUAGGUUUAAGCAGUGAAAUAACAAUCUGGUCACAAUGUCUAGAAAGAUAAAAAGGGUGUCUCCUUCCUGUGAGGUGCACAGAUAUUCUGACCGGUUGUAAUAAUAUCUUUUAUUUUUAUAUAAAUAAUAUCUAUGAAUGUUUGCCGAGUUUUAUAUAUUAAUUGUAAAUUGUCCACUGUACUUUUGUUCAUGUUAAAAUAUUUGUGAAUUGUUACUUUUUAAUAGACAAGCAAUUAAAGUAUAUUGUAAGAAAAUAUAUUAUCAACUGUGAAGUAAAAUUUUACAACUAUGAAAUAUUAAAAUCCAAUUAAAUUAUCUACGGUUAAAGUGAUGUCUCGCUGCGGACCGUUACAUUGUAUACCAACUCGAAAUAUCUGUAUAAUU
This is a messenger RNA of Vanessa atalanta (red admiral), 1673 nucleotides long. RefSeq names its product N6-adenosine-methyltransferase non-catalytic subunit (gene Mettl14). The record is from RefSeq and is a predicted model, not a curated record. Bases 89 to 1234 code for a protein of 381 amino acids. The transcript has 6 exons. NCBI's taxonomy places the organism in Eukaryota, Metazoa, Arthropoda, Insecta, Lepidoptera, Nymphalidae. Gene Ontology annotation, cellular component: nucleus; RNA N6-methyladenosine methyltransferase complex. Gene Ontology annotation, molecular function: mRNA binding.